Messenger RNA from Harpia harpyja (harpy eagle), 1767 nucleotides. RefSeq names its product RUS family member 1 (gene RUSF1). NCBI's taxonomy places the organism in Eukaryota, Metazoa, Chordata, Aves, Accipitriformes, Accipitridae. The transcript is spliced from 14 exons. The coding region runs from base 231 to 1742 and encodes 503 amino acids. The record is from RefSeq and is a predicted model, not a curated record.
UUACCAGACCGUCCCCCGCCUUUAGAUGAUAGAGUCGCGGAGGACCUCCCCCCUAGACCGUCCCAUUCUCAGACCAUAGAGUCGCGGAGGACCUCGGUCCCAACCCACCUCAACGAAGACCAUAGACACCUGGCGGACCACCGGCCUAGCCCGCCGGCCGGAAGCGCGCUGCCCGACCAGGCCUCACCCCCCCCGGCCUUUCCUUCCCCUCAGGCCCAGCCGGUGGCGGGAUGGAGCGGCCGGAGGGUCCCGGGGGGGGGCUGGGACCCCCCCACCCUCCCCCAGAGCCCCCCCAGGACCCCCCCCCGCUCUGCCGGGAGCUGUGGGGUUCCCGGGAGGCCGCCCGGUACCGGGAGGGUCCCCGGGGGGGGCUCCAGCGCCUCGUCCCCCCCGGCGCCUGCUCGCACUCCUGCCUGCGCCGCGCUGCCGCCCAAGUGCUGCUGCCACAGGGGUACCCUGAGAGCGUCAGCCCUGACUACCUCCAGUACCAGUGCUGGGAUGCUCUUCAGGCGCUGUGCAGCACCCUGAUGGGCGCCCUGGCCACCCGGGCGGUGCUCCAGGCCGUGGGGGUGGGGGACAGCGCCGCCACCGUCACCGGGGCCACCCUCACCUGGGUGCUGCGUGAUGGGGUGGGGAUGGUGACCCGCAUCACCUUCGCCUGGCUCCAGGGGAGCCGCCUGGACUGCGAGGCCAAGCAGUGGCGGCUGGCGGCCGACGUGCUGAACGACGCGGCGCUCGUGCUGGAGCUGCUGGCGCCCGCCUGGCCGCGCGCCGGCCCCGCCCUCCUGACGCUGGCGGCUGCCGCCAAGUGCAUCGUGGGCGUGGCGGGCGGAGCCACGCGGGCGGCGCUGGCCGUGCACCAGGCGCGGAGGGACAACAUGGCCGACGUGGCCGCCAAGGACAGCAGCCAGGAGACGCUGGUGAACGGGGCGGGGCUGCUGCUGGCGCUGCUGCUGCUGCCGCUGCUGGAGGGGCGGCCAUGGGUGACGUGGGGGGUGGUGACACUGCUGCUGGGGACCCACCUGGGGGCCAACCUGGGGGCGCUGGGGGCCCUGCGCCUCCCCACCCUCAACAGGCCCCGCCUCCGCCUCGCCCUGGGCGGGGCUUUGAGGGGCGGGGCCCGGCAGGGCGGGGUUCGGCAGCCCCAGCCAACCGGGGAAGGCGGAGUCGCCGUCGUCGUCGUCCCCGGCCCUGACGAUGUCAACCCCCGCGAGCCGCUGCUGCCCGGCUUCAGCACCCGCCUCACCCUCCACUUGGGUGCCCCCCUGCACCGGCUGGUCCACAGCGAAGCCGAAUUCAAGAAGGCGCUGGAAUGCGGCACCGAGGAUUACAUCAUCGUGCUCCGCCCCUCCCAAGGCUGGGUGGGGGUGGGUCUCCGUCGGGGGGCCCCCCCCGACACCCCCCUACGAGCCUGCGCCCAGGCCCUGCUGCUGGAGGAGCUGCUGGGUCCCGACCUGCCCCCGGGGGCACCCAUGGGUGCUGCCCUGCGCCCGCUGCAGCAACGCCUGCGGCGCUGCCCGCCAGGGACGGUGCCGUGGGGCGUCGUGGCCGAGAGCUCCCGCCUCUGGCGCACGCUGGGCCCCACCUUCCUGCGCGGGCUGGCGGCCGCCGGUUGGGAGACGCAGCGGCACCUCCUGGCCCCCGACGAAUGGCAGCUCGACUGGGCGGGGCCAGGGGGCGGGGCCCCGGGCGACGAGCCCUGCCCCUCCCCCAAUAACCGGCUCCGCCCUUCUCCGGAUUGAUCCAAAACGGCCCCAGAAUGGGGCG